GACAAUUAGAUUUAGAUUCGAUAAUGUUUUAGUAUAAAAGCCUGACAACCAAUCAACUAAUCAUAGUUUUCUAAUAGAAACUUCAAAAAAGCAGCAUCAUGAAAUUCUUCGCAGCCUUCGCUCUGAUCGUCGCCGUGGCCUCGGCCGCCGUGAUCCCCUUCACCCCGGCUCAGAUCGCCGAGAUCGAGCAGAUCGUUGAGGCCAUCCAGAGCCCCAGCACCAACCCCGCCACCGCCGCCGCCCUCGAGCAGAUGCUCCACGACCUGCUCGGCUCCAGCGUCGCCGACGUCAUCGCCAGCCCCAUCCUCGUCCCCGCCCAGCCUGAGUUCGAGCCCAUCAGCAUCGGACCUAUCGUCGUCGACCAGCCCUCCAUCGUGUACCCCACCCCGGUCAUGCCGAUCGUCGUCCCCGAGCCCGUCGCUCCCGGCCCCAUCGUGGUCCCCAGCCCCAUCGUGGUCCCCGAGCCCGUGGUCCCCGAGCCCGUGGCCCCCGCCAGCAGCACCCCCCUCGUUCAGAUCAUCCUGAACAUCAACCAGGCUGACGCUGCCGUCCCCCCCGUCGCCAUCACCCCCGAGACCAUCGCCGUCCCCGAAGGCCCCAUCGUCGGCAGCCCCAUCACCAUCGUUGAAGAGGCUGAGAACGUGAUCGCUCCCUCUCCCAUCCAGAUUGUGGACUCUGCUCCUAUCGUCCCCUCUCCCAUCCAGAUCGUUGAUGCUGCUCCCAUCGUGCCUGAGCCCAUCCAGAUCGCCGAGCCCGCCCCCAUCGUCCCCUCUCCCAUCCAGAUCGUAGACGCUGCCCCUAUCGUGCCUGAGCCCAUCCAGAUCGCCGAGCCUGCUCCCAUCGUGCCCGAGCCCAUCCAGAUCGGAGCCCCCAUCAUCCCCUCCCCCGCGGUUGUCCUCCCUGAAGAGCUCAGCUAAGCGACUCAAAACAUGUUGUGGAAUAAAGAUUGAAGUUAAUUAA
Ostrinia nubilalis (European corn borer) is the source of this 960-nucleotide messenger RNA. RefSeq names its product calphotin-like. The transcript has 2 exons. The record is from RefSeq and is a predicted model, not a curated record. NCBI's taxonomy places the organism in Eukaryota, Metazoa, Arthropoda, Insecta, Lepidoptera, Crambidae. The coding region runs from base 99 to 917 and encodes 272 amino acids.